AUGGCAUCACGAAAGAAGGUUCUCCUCAAGGUGAUUAUUCUUGGCGACAGUGGCGUGGGAAAAACCAGUUUGAUGAACCAAUAUGUCAACAAGAAAUUCAGUGGAAGCUACAAGGCCACCAUCGGAGCCGAUUUCCUCACCAAAGAAGUGCUUGUCGAUGACCGUCUGGUGACGAUGCAAAUCUGGGAUACGGCGGGUCAAGAACGGUUUCAGUCGCUGGGGGUCGCCUUCUAUCGGGGAGCCGAUUGCUGUGUCCUGGUCUAUGAUGUGAACAACUCCAAGAGUUUCGAAGCCCUUGACAGUUGGCGCGAUGAGUUCUUGAUCCAGGCGAGCCCGAGAGAUCCAGAGAGUUUCCCAUUUGUGGUCAUUGGCAACAAGAUCGACGUGGAAGAGAGCAAGCGAGUGAUCUCGUCGAAACGAGCCAUGACAUUCUGCCAAUCCAAAGGCAACAUUCCGUACUUCGAGACCAGUGCCAAGGAAGCGGUCAACGUGGAGCAGGCGUUUGAAGUCAUUGCUCGGAGCGCGCUCGCUCAGGAAGAGGCAGAGGAGUUCAGCGGGGAAUUCAGUGACCCGAUCAACAUCCAUCUGGACAAUGAGCGCGAUGGCUGUGCCUGUUGA
This is a messenger RNA of Penicillium alfredii, 618 nucleotides long. It is a transcript of the gene rab7, whose product is annotated as Rab family GTPase YPT7. Gene Ontology annotation, molecular function: GTPase activity; GTP binding. Gene Ontology annotation, biological process: regulation of vacuole fusion, non-autophagic. The coding region runs from base 1 to 618 and encodes 205 amino acids. Gene Ontology annotation, cellular component: fungal-type vacuole membrane; vacuole; late endosome. The record is from RefSeq and is a predicted model, not a curated record. Lineage: Eukaryota; Fungi; Ascomycota; Eurotiomycetes; Eurotiales; Aspergillaceae. The transcript is spliced from 6 exons.